AUGUCUCGAAAUCGGUUUCGUGUAAAGCUAGACCGACAAGAUGAGCCCGGUCCAAGCGUCAAGGCCCCGUCCGACCACACUGACGUUCCCCCUCCAACGUUUGCAUCUCAACUUCGAACAUUUACUCCCAAAGGUCAGGCUGAUUGGAUCCUCCGAAAGCAGAAAGCGAGAGCUCCACAUCCCCGUCGCGGUACGCCUGCCACAUCGGUCGUCGCCAAACAGGGGAAGUCGAGGAAAGAGAAGCGUUCGAGCUUGACAUCUUCUAGCGAGAAGGAUGUCAAAGAGGAGGAAUCCACGGCACACAGACGUCGCAAGAGUCGUCAGAUGAUGAACACUGCAAGCCUCAGAGCCGAGUCGACCAAGGUCAUCCCUCCAAUGGUGAAGGCUGAGAGUCGUCAAUCAUGGACAUCAACGGCGGCGGAUGCCAUUCUGGAGGAUCUUCGCCCGCACCCUCACUCACUCACUGUUGAGGAACAGAACUUCGUCAUCAAGUGGCUACAAUUCCAGGGCGUUGCGUCGUGGAGUAGCAAUACUACUGGUGCUUUCUGUCCUUGUCGGGAUAUUGCGUGGCGAGGUAUCCAGAUGUAUCCCGCCGGCGGCCUGCCAUGGACUCUGAUAAUCUGCGACAUGUUCUUGGCCCUGUCUCGACGACAGCCGUUGCCACAAAGGAUGCAUCGGCGGAAAGCCAUGGCGUACAAAUAUAUCGCGAGCUUGUUGGGAGACCCCGAGACGCAGGCCUCGGACGAAGCCUUGCUCUGUGUUUGUCUAGCAAUGUCAGCCGACGCCCGCUCAUUGAGUCCUGAGAUCAAUAGAGCCCAUCUUAAAGGUCUGGCACAGAUGAUCUCACAACGUGGAGUGGACUCCCUGUUCUCAGCCGUGUGCUUCAUGUUCCACCCAAUGUUUUCCUUGGCGUAUUUUGCGAUGGCCGAGCUUGAAGCUACCAGCUUCUUGGAUGUGCAAGGUGCCAGCGACAGGUUCCUCGGGACAUUAGACUCGAUGCAAAACGACGGCCGGAGGUCACAGUCUGACGCUAUCCAAUACCGCGGUGACAACGGUGUCUCCAGAGGUGAAAGAGUGGGAGCAACCACAACCAAUCGGUCCCGAACCUCGGUAUCGAGCAGCCUCUGGUCGGCUGCGAUGGGAAAGUCGACAAUACAUCACGCUGUGGAGGGCGCACUGGCAAAUUUGCAAAGGACAACCCUGUCUGUCCAGCAGGAUCUUUCUUUGUUCCUCAAUCUGUAUCUGCUAAAUCUCAUAUUGUGGGAUUUGCUUGAGCGACCUGAUGGUGCUGUAUUAUUUCUGCAGAGACUUUCCACCCACGCAGAGAACGCCCGGGUGAGGCUCGAGAUCACCGUGUGGCUGCUCGCAAAGUCAUGGGUCGAUGCGGACGAAGUCUCCAAGAGGAGUGACAGUGGGACCAAGAAGGAGGUGUUCUUGACCGAAGCAGUCAUUGAUGCUCUGAAGAUUUUCAGUCGGAUCACUGACGAGUCGAAGCAGAAAUUGAUCCACGUAUUGUCGUCGUGGUUAUUUGGUUGUGAGGGGGAAAGAGGCGAGGACGAGGCUGAACUGGAGAGCAUAGAACCAGCCGCCAGCAAGAAUGGAGAGUCCUCCUCCCCUCCUACCACCAAGAACAUGUCUUCCCAUAUCGCUGAAGGUACAGCUGGCACUUCAGAACCAUCGGCAUCGUCGCAGGGAAAGGCUGCUAGCCAUGGAAGUCCGAAGAAGGAUAUGGAUCCCACGCUCGGCUCCCCACCGGAGCCACAACAGGCACAGAGUGCGGGGGUCACGUCCAAGACGUUCGAAUACCUCAGCAGUCCAGACUUUCAGGUGAUGAUGGACGAGGCAUACAGUGACUGGUAUGAGAAGAAUAUCAGCAAACGACCAAUGCCGCCUGUACCCUUGAUAUCUACACCGCCGCCGUAG
Molecule: messenger RNA, 1923 nt
Organism: Fonsecaea nubica
Lineage: Eukaryota; Fungi; Ascomycota; Eurotiomycetes; Chaetothyriales; Herpotrichiellaceae
Exons: 1
Coding region: 1-1923 (640 amino acids)
Source: RefSeq, a predicted model, not a curated record